This is a messenger RNA of Callithrix jacchus (white-tufted-ear marmoset), 1339 nucleotides long. RefSeq lists its product as uncharacterized. NCBI's taxonomy places the organism in Eukaryota, Metazoa, Chordata, Mammalia, Primates, Cebidae. The record is from RefSeq and is a predicted model, not a curated record.
AUGCGCCCGACCUGUCGGCACAAGACAGGGAAAAAGCGCAGCCCGGCCUGGCGCGGGGCAGCUGCGGGAUCCGACCCUCCGCCGCAGCGAUCCCCGGGCCUGCCCCACGGGCCGGACACUCCCGCGUCCACCCCCGGGCCAGGGCAGGGCCCAGGACGAAGCGGGGAUGCCACCGUGUGCUGGAGCCGCCCCCACGGCUCCGCAGGAGGAGAGCGGGCACCAGGAAGGGCUCCCCGAGCUCUGGCCCCGGGCCCGGGGGCCCUUCAAAGUCCAUCCUCUCAGCCCUACAGCGCACCUCCGCACGUCGAUCCUGCACGCCCCCACCCCGGGAACCGGCACUCCGUUCCGCUCGCCGCCACUGCAGCCACUAAAGGGUUAACGCCAGGAGAGGCGGUGCCCGGGAGCGCGCUGGGAAUCGCUGGGAAGUGUAGUCCCUCGCUGGGAAGUGUAGGGAGGCGGUGGCAACUCUUCGAGGUGAGGUUCCCGAGCUCGGGGGCUGAAGGCUGUGGGGCAGGCUUCGGGGCAGUUACCUGGCUGGGAGAUGGCGGAGAAACCUGGCUUCCCACUGCCCGGCGCCAGCGGAUGCGGGAGCAGGUCUGAGGCCCCGGGUCGCCCCUGUCUGCGGUUGGGGGAAGUCACCCUGCUAGCCUGGGACAGGGUUGGCACCCCCAGCAGGAAACAGCAGCGACGAGCCCGAGCGGAGUCGCCUGCAGCUGCGCGCAGGGUGUGCACAGGUGCGCAGUGCGCGCAGGCCCUAAGGACGCACUGGGGACCCUAAGCACCAACGCACAGUUAGACCCAACUCAUAAACAAACAUCGUCACUGCCUGCCGGGUCGGAAGGGCAGCCAAGCAACAAAAAAAAGGCGGGGAGGUAGACCCACUUCAGACGGUUCUGCGGGGAGAGUCUCUGAAAUGCGCCAGCCCGCAAAAAGUAGGAAACCCGACAGACACUCGGGCGGAAGGAACAGCCAGUGCAAAGGCCCUGAGGGUAGAAAGAGAUUGGCCACUGAAAGAACUCCAGAUCCUGUGUGGCUGGAGUAGUGCCAGGAGGUGGAGAGAGAAGGAAACAGGGCCCCAGUCAGGUCUGGCUGGGCCUCGGGAGGGCCUCCGUGUGGGGUCUGCACUUCAUUCUAACUGUGUGCCUGACCCAUCGCCACAAUUUCCCCUCCUUCACACUUCCCUGCUUAACCUUCCUCUCUUUAUUAGGCAUAAUAAAAAUUAUGUGGCUUUGUAAAAUUGUUUUUUAAAGAUGCAUGUUAAAGUACUGGGCAUGUAAUGUCAUGAAUUGUCUAAUUUACUUGAAAAUACCUCUGCCAAAAUAAAUGGAGUUAACAAUAA